AUGCCAUGGGGUGACGUGAAGCGGAAAGGAGCUUUUACUAUAACAAGCAAAAGGAACACAGGGAGGAAUUUUAUUGCUACCAUAAUUAAGGAGGAUGGGAUAUACACCACUUCUCAAAAUCAGGUUGCUCAGAAAUUUAUCCUAUUUUACCGCAAUUUGCUUGGCACAAGUUGCCCCGUUCAUCCCAUCAAGCUAGACAUUUUGAGGAAUGGGCCUUUGGUUUCGUUGGAACAAGGUAACUCACUUACUCGGGACAUUUCUAGCCAAGAAAUCAAGGAAGCACUCUUUGGCAUUAGAGAUGAUAAAUCUCCCAGGCCGGAUGGUCACACAUCUUAUUUUUUCAAGAAAUCUUGGGGGAUUAUUGGUGAUGAUGUUGUGGAGGAUAUCAAAGAAUUCUUCUCAUCUAGAUCGCUCCUCAAACAAAUCAAUCACACGAUCAUUACUUUGGUGCCGAAGUCUAAUCAUACAUCGAAUGUCGAGGAUUAUAGUCCUAUCUCUUGUUGCAAUGAAAUCUACAAUGUGAUCUCUAAGAUCCUUUCAUCUAGGUGGAGGCCUAUUUUGGAGACCAUUGUUGAUCCAGCACAAGCCGCUUUUAUUGAAGGUAGGAGUAUGGCGGAGAAUAUCCAUCUUGCCCAAGAACUUAUGAGACAAUUAAUAGAAAGAGAGUUGUUCCGAGAUGUCUUUUAA
Molecule: messenger RNA, 687 nt
Organism: Olea europaea var. sylvestris
Lineage: Eukaryota; Viridiplantae; Streptophyta; Magnoliopsida; Lamiales; Oleaceae
Exons: 2
Coding region: 1-687 (228 amino acids)
Source: RefSeq, a predicted model, not a curated record